This is a messenger RNA of Notothenia coriiceps (black rockcod), 4439 nucleotides long. RefSeq names its product Rab interacting lysosomal protein-like 1 (gene rilpl1). Gene Ontology annotation, molecular function: small GTPase binding; protein dimerization activity; dynein light intermediate chain binding. The transcript is spliced from 9 exons. The record is from RefSeq and is a predicted model, not a curated record. Gene Ontology annotation, biological process: cilium assembly. Lineage: Eukaryota; Metazoa; Chordata; Actinopteri; Perciformes; Nototheniidae. Gene Ontology annotation, cellular component: cytoplasm; ciliary basal body. The coding region runs from base 271 to 1677 and encodes 468 amino acids.
AGUAGCUAACAGCAGGGACACGGGCAGGACAGCGAUGGGCCACAGCCGAUAUUUAUCAAACAAAUCAAACUAACGCCCGGACUAAGCCGCUAGAGAUGGAUAAACGAUAGUUACGGUGUUUAAACCUGCUUUACGGUGUAUCUGUUUGUAGGUUUUAAGUGUAAAGUGGUAGAGUUACGCUAACUUAGCAGAAUUGUUCUUCUAGGGGAGGAAGUUUGCUGCGGCGGAGGAAACAAUAUAGGAAACCGGGGAGGGCCGAGCUGUCCCGACAUGGAGGAUUCCGGGUCGGCCCUGGAGAAAAAUGUCGCCGACCUCACGGUCAUGGACGUGUACGACAUCGCAGCGGUGGUGGGCCAGGAGUUUGAGCGGAUAAUAGACCAGUACGGCUGCGAGGCUCUGUCCAGGCUCAUGCCCAAAGUGGUGCGGGUGUUGGAGAUCCUGGAGGUAAUGGUGAGCCGCAACUGCAUCAGCCCGGAGACCGAGGAGCUGCGGCUGGAGCUGGACAAGCUGCGGCUGGAGAGGAUGGACCGGCAGGAGAAGGAGAAGAAGCACCGAAAGGAGCUGGAGCUGGUGGAGGACGUGUGGAGAGGAGAAGCUCAGGACCUGCUCUCUCAGAUCGCUCAGCUGCAGGAGGAGAACAAGUCCCUCCUCACCAACAUGUCCAACAAAGACCCCAUGAGUGAGGAGGACCUGCAGAGGCAUGAGGGUAUGACGGAGAGGGAGAGGCAGGUGAUGAAGAAACUCAAGGAAGUGGUGGACAAGCAGAGAGACGAGAUCCGAGCCAAGGACCGAGAGCUCACACUGAAGAAUGAGGACAUAGAAGCACUCCAGCAGCAGCAGUCUCGCCUCAUAAAAAUCAACCACGACCUGCGCCAUAAAAUCUCUGUGGUGGAGGCUCAGGGGAAGGCCCUGAUAGAGCAGAAGGUGGAGCUGGAGGCCGGGGCUCAGGCGCGUGGACAGGAAGUUGGAGCCCUUCGACAGGAAGUUACACGAUUAAGGGAAAGACUUCAAGGAGAACUGCCGGCUCAGAAUCCAGAGGAAACACCUCCUCAACCCCUGUCACCUGCAGAGCGUGGUGGAGCUGCCACAGUGGUGGGGGGGGCAGAGGGCUGGUCAGACAGAGCUGCCCCCUCUGAGCUGAUGUUGGGGGGCUUUGACUCUCCCCUGUAUGGCUCCCUCAGCCCAGAGAGACACGAGGAAGGGGAUGAGGAGGACGAGGCAGUGUUGCUUUGGGAGGCGAUGUGCGAUGAGGACAUGCCUGCUGUGUUCCAAUAUUUUACAAAGGAGGCGCUAUGUGAGGAUGAGACGGGGGGUCUGGACCCAAAGGACCCCAACCGGCCUCGGUUCACCCUGCAGGAGCUGAGGGACGUCCUCCACGAGAGGAACGAGCUCAAGGCCAAAGUGUUCCUGCUGCAGGAGGAGCUGGCCUACUACAAGAGUGAGGAGACAGAAGAUGACAUGGUUACUCCUUCUCCGUCUCCUUCUCCUGAACUGAGGAGUCGCUCCCGGUCUUCAGCCCAGCCAGAGUCAGGAAUCAAACGCCUGUUUAGCUUCUUCUCCCGGGACAAGCAGCGUCAGCUGCAGCGCAGCGGGCAGUUUGACGGCAGCUUCAGCUCGUGGACGGGGAAGGAGGACGUGUACACAGAACAAGCCCAGGAGGCGUUACCGCAGCUGUAAAGACGGGACUGGACAAACCCCAAAACUCUUUACACUCCAUGUCCAUCCCCCGAGGCUUUGAAGCGUCGAUUGCACCAAAACCACGAUCAGUGACCCACACUGUGACAAUACCCUGAGAGGUGAGACACAAAGAAGACUCAACUUGACUUAUGCUACAGCUUGGAUAUACAUUUAUUUAAACACCUGAGAAUACUAUAUAUAUCCAUACCGUAUAUCUCAAUGAGGGAUGGCACAUACAGACUUUAAACAUUUUAGAAAUGGUGUUGUUGUUUUACAGAGGCAGACGAGAUUUAAGUGAUCCCUAGAAGGUAAACUCAAGUUGUAGGACGGAAAGUGGAACGUUGGUUCAAGAUGUGUUGGUAAACAGGGGGGGGGAACAUUAUGACACAGAUGAAGGUGUGCUGCAUAUUUCUGUCUAGAAAUCAUGAAUUCAAAUGUUGGAGUAACGGCUCAUAAAAACGAUUGUAGGUGAAAACAAAUAACAUGGCCGGGGGAGGGGGGGUAACUCCGAAUUUCUGACAUUAAAGUUGUAUAUUUGUAUAAGAAAAGUCAGAUAUACUCUGAAAUUGCAAUGGUAAAUGUAUGAGAAUAUGAAUUUAACAUGUUAUCAGAAAACAAUUAUAAGAUUAUGAAGUCAUACAUUUGCAAGAUAGAAUAUAUCUUCUGGUAAUGUAUUACUUUCAUCUUGGAUAUUACCCCUUCCUGCAGCCCCAUGCAGUAUAUUUUCUUCUUCAUUUUUCACCUACAAUGGCCCGUAUAUGAUUUUGUAUGCAUAUUAUUUAUGAAACAUGAGGGUUUUAGUGUUUAUGAGAAUCCCCAUAGAAAAAAGGAAACGCACAUCACUGACAUUUUCUCAAAAUGAGAGCAACCCUUUUGUUUCUGGUUGAUGUAUUUGAAUUCCCUCUUCCUUGUUCACGAGAGCAGCUCAUCGGUCCAUCACCAGCACUUUCAGCAGAUUCAAACCGUGCAGCUCCACAAACUACAGAGAGCAGGCUUUGUGUGUCAAAUGUUGCAUAGAAUCACAAUAUGAAGAUGUGUACAGAAAAAAUAUUUAUAAAUAAAAGUAACAAGUGCUUUUAAUUUAAAAAAGCAAUAUUAUUCAGAAUAUGUAUCAUGCUACAUGCAGUAAGUAUGGAAGCACAUUUUUGCCAAGAAAAGAGAGAAAUACAUAAAGGGUUUGUUGUGAUAUCAAUUAGAAUACUCAUGUUGAGUCCAAACAAUGAGACAACAUUUAGACUCUAGUAAUUAAAACAGACACACGUUUUUAUUUGUAUUUGGUAUGUCAAAACGUAUAUAUGAAAAUACUAUUGUGAGUCUGUAUCUAGUAUAUAAAUAUGUUUUGUUCAAUCAUGAGACACAUUUAUUUUUCUUCUUAGGCUACCAAAAGUAAAUAAACGCUUCUUACUCAACGUUAUAAUGAAAAGAACAGAAAAGCCUAAUCCCCAUUUUUGGCUUAAAAGUGCCAAAUCUGCAUUUAAUUCAAACAAUUUUAUAACAACACCAGUUUCCGAUUACCAGCAACAAGCAGGUUAUAGUAUUUUGACCUUCUCUUUGUAAAAACACACAUGAAUGAGCUCUGCAGAUACCUCAUGACCUUUAAGCACUUCAGUGAAAGUAGACUUUAUAAAAACAGCCAGUCAGUAUUCAACUCCACAAACAAGAUGCCUGUGUGAGACUUUACCUCUUAACUUAUUAUCUUCUUUAGAGCAAGCUUAAAGGAUGAGCCGGGUGGCACUCUUUGUUUUACAUAUCGUCAACAAAAAGAAAUAUCUGUUUUUAAACAUAUGUCUUAUGUUGAAAACCCCAACACUUUGACUUUGGUUUGGUUUUAAGAAAUAGUUGACAAUAAGUCAAAAUAUAAGAUAAUCAUAACUUUUAAUUUAAUUAUAAUUAAAGCCUUAAAAAUCACGAGUGUCUUCCCCUAAAUGUGGCAUACAAGAUUUUUAUUAAAGCACAAAGGGAUAUAGUAUUUAUGCCCAAGGGAAAUGUUUUAGUUGUAUUCUGCAGGUUUAACCAAGGCAAUAUAAAGCAAAUACUUUUAUAAAGCAACUUACAUCAUUUGUCAAUACCCCAAAUAUAUAACUGUUUGUACAUUUAGUAGAGAAUACUCAGCAAAAUGCUCCUGUACAUGUGGGUUUAUUAAACAACUACUAGUAAGGUGUGUAAACGCUGGUUUCAAAGCUCAUAUGAUAUGAAUGUUAUAAAAUCAUAUUGAUACAUUAUAAGUAACAUAUAAAUGUUCCUUAGAUUUUUUUUAGAAGACAUCCCAGAGGUUAGAAAUGACAGAAAGUGGUUAAAGCUGAAGUGUGGUUUACAUUUUAAUUGAAAAAGAAUGCUUCUGCUUCUAGUUUCCCUUCAGGCUGAACACUGACAGAGUUCUUCCCCCUGAAAGAGGGUAUGUGGUGGACAUGUUUUUAUAGUAGUGGCACUAUCUUUAUUUGUACUCACCCACAGAGGUAGAAUAAAGGAAUGUUAACUGACAGGAACAAAAUGAUGAGCUUCAAAGCAGCUUCAUAAUCCUAAAAAGAAUAUAAUGAUGAGACAGUAUCAUAUGAGAUCAUAGCUAAAGCUAAACUCAUGAAAAGGGAAAUCUGGUCAACCAACAAGUUGUGUUAUUGAAGUCAGUGUUAAUCACUAUCCCUCACCUGUUUCCCUGAUUCAAAUGGAUAUUUAAUAUAUUAUGAUGAUUGAAUCAGUGCUUUAUUAAAAGAGCUGGCUUAUAUGUAAACAUGUCUCCAAAAUAAUAAAACUUCUGUCAUGUC